UAAUUAAAUUCAUUUCUAUUAAAUAAUCUCCUCCAGCCCUUGUAUAUAUAGCAGCUAGCUAUACACAUGUAUCUUGGACUCAUAUCUAGCUAAUAACGUGCUCUUAGCUUGUAAGGACCACAUUUCAGUCUCUCCAUACUGAUCAACCAACCUUGGAAACAAUAUGAUCGGAUGGGAAGACAUAUACAAGGUGGUUGUUGCGAUGGUCCCCUUGUACCUGGCGCUGAUGCUGGGGUACGGCUCGGUGAAGUGGUGGCACAUGUUCACGCCUGAGCAGUGCGACGGCAUAAACCGCUUUGUUUGCUACUUCAUCGUCCCGCUCUUCUGCUUCGAGUUCACCGCACGCCAUGCUAAUCUGUUCGAGAUGAACUACCUAUGCCUGGGGGCAGAUGCCGUCUCGAAGCUUUUAACCGUGCUGGCGAUUGCAAUCUGGGCUAAGUUCAGCGCCAAGGCGGACUAUAACUGGUGCAUAACCGCAUUCUCCUUGUGCACAUUGACUAACCUCCUCAUAGUGGGGAUACCGGUUGUGAGCUCGAUGUACGGGCAGACGGGUGUGGACCUCAUCGUUCAGCUAUGCGUAGUGCAGUCUGUUAUAUGGUUCCCGAUCCUGUUGUGCUUUCUUGAGUUCCGGAAGUCGAGGAUGGAUCUGUCGAGUAACCCUGACAUGAAACCAGUAGAAAGUGUGACUAGUCUCGACGAGAAGGAAAAAGGCACAGAGGGAAGUGCGAGUCACGAUGACACAACUAGGAGCAUUACUAGUACAUGUAGUACAAGACGAUCAAGCUUGUGGUCUUUGACGAAAGUUGUGGGGAUGAAAUUGGCCUUUAAUCCUACCGUGUGCUCUUGUGUUCUUGGCAUUGCCUGGGCUGUAGCGGCUCAAAGGUUGAAGUUUAAGAUGCCAAGCAUCAUUGAAGGCUGUGUUUUGAUACUAUCAAGAGCCGGAACAGGCACUUCUAUGUUUACUAUAGGCAUAUUCAUAGCAAUGCAGAGAAAAAUCAUAGCUUGUGGGACGGGGCAGAGCGUCCUAGCGAUGGUUUUGAGGUUCAUUGUUGGACCUGCAUUAGCCACCGUCGCGUCUCUUGCAGUUGGCUUGCACGGCAAUGUUCUCCGUAUUGCCAUCAUUCAGGCGGCGCUGCCUCAGUCCAUUACAACCUUUAUAUUUGCCAACGAAUACGGACUGCAUGCCAACGUCCUGAGUGUCGCGGUGGUCUUUGGUACUUUGCUCUCCCUUCCGGUGCUAGUCACCUAUUAUGCAGUUCUAGAGGUCAUUUGAACCAUCGUGCUCGUCGGGUGCCCUAAUUACUAGCUCUCGCAGCGCAACUUCACGCUUUGGAGGCAUAUUGUUGCACGUAGUGCUAGACUUUCUGCGAAGUAGCUUUGCUAUAAUUAUACUAUUGCUGUAACCAUAAUUGCUGAUGCAAAAGUGCUAAAAUAUAAUUACGACCGAAAAGUAAUAAAAUAUAAUUGUUGUAAAAUAAA
This is a messenger RNA of Punica granatum (pomegranate), 1479 nucleotides long. NCBI's taxonomy places the organism in Eukaryota, Viridiplantae, Streptophyta, Magnoliopsida, Myrtales, Lythraceae. The record is from RefSeq and is a predicted model, not a curated record.